Messenger RNA from Orcinus orca (killer whale), 11972 nucleotides. It is a transcript of the gene CHST9, whose product is annotated as carbohydrate sulfotransferase 9. Lineage: Eukaryota; Metazoa; Chordata; Mammalia; Artiodactyla; Delphinidae. The coding region runs from base 280 to 1566 and encodes 428 amino acids. The record is from RefSeq and is a predicted model, not a curated record. Gene Ontology annotation, molecular function: sulfotransferase activity. Gene Ontology annotation, cellular component: membrane. The transcript has 5 exons. Gene Ontology annotation, biological process: proteoglycan biosynthetic process; carbohydrate biosynthetic process.
GGCGAGGGCGAGGGCGAGCGCCGGGCUCAGCGCCGCUCCAGCUCCGGCACCGCGCUCCUGCCCACCGCGCGGCCCGCGGCGGGCGGAGUCCGCGAGAGUUUGCCCCGGAGCUCGGGGAAGUUUCCCGCCGAAGCUCCGCUCCCGUGAAAGCAGUCCCUGCCGGCACCCUCAGCUCCCCUAGCCGCUCGCCAGGUUGCUUCACGGAACGAGCACUUAAGAGGAAAAGAAAGGAUCAAAACUCUGUGGAAAACCAAACUAUGUGGUCUUCAGAAAUGAGAGAUGCAGCCAUCUGAAAUGGUCAUGAACCCCAAACAAGUCUUCCUCUCAGUGCUGAUAUUUGGAGUAGCAGGGCUACUCCUCUUCAUGUAUUUGCAAGUCUGGAUUGAAGAACAACACACAGGGAGAGUGGAGCAGAAAAGAGAACAAAGAGCAGCUUCAGUGACCAGAGAAAAACUCCAGGACCAUAUCACCAACCAGAACCCCAAGUCCCACAUGUCCGAGGAUCCCAAGAAUAAAGAGGAAAAUCUACUCAACUCUGAGAGGCCUAUCAGGGUCUUCACAGAGAACAACCACUCCCAAGGAGAGGCUCAAGUUUUGAGUAGGAUCACAGGGUCACCAACAAUUCAGUUGAUUGAAAAACAUCAAGGGACUAAGACCCUUUUCAGGAAGUUCAGCGAAAUGAAUUGGCCGGUGGACAUUCGCCCUUUAAACAAAAGCUUAGUCACAGAUAGCAAAUGGAGGAGAAUUGAUGCAACUCAAGAAAAACGCAGGUCUUUCCUUCAGGAAUUCUGCAAGAAGUACGGUGGGGUGAGUCGUCCUCAAUCCCAUCUUUUUCACAUGGUCUCCAGGAUCUAUGUAGAAGAUAAACACAAAAUUUUAUACUGCGAAGUACCAAAGGCUGGCUGUUCCAACUGGAAGAGGAUUCUGAUGGUACUCAACGGAUUGGCCCCCUCCGCGUACAACAUCUCCCAUGAUGCUGUUCACUACGGGAAGCAUUUGAAAAAGCUCGACAGCUUUGACUUAAAAGGGAUUUAUGCUCGUUUAAAUACCUACACCAAAGCUGUGUUUGUUCGUGAUCCCAUGGAAAGGUUAGUGUCUGCAUUUAGGGACAAAUUUGAACACCCCAAUAGUUAUUACCAUCCGGUAUUUGGAAAGGCAAUUAUAAAGAAAUAUCGGCCGAAUGCCUGUGAAGAAGAAUUAAAUAAUGGAUCUGGCGUCAAAUUCAAAGAGUUCAUCCACUAUUUGCUGGAUUCCCACCGUCCAGUAGGAAUGGACAUUCACUGGGAAAAGAUUAGCAAACUCUGCUACCCAUGUUUGAUCCACUAUGAUUUUGUAGGAAAAUUUGAAACUUUGGAAGAAGAUGCCAAUUACUUUUUACAGCUGAUUGGGGCUCCAAAAAGGCUGAAAUUUCCCAACUUUAAGGAUAGGCACUCUUCUGAUAAAAGAACCAAUGCUCAGGUGGUGAGACAGUAUUUAAAGGAUCUGACUAGAACUGAGAGACAAUUAAUCUAUGACUUUUAUUACUUGGAUUAUUUGAUGUUUAAUUAUACAACUCCAUUUUUGUAGUGUGCAUUCAUUUUCUAACACCCUGGAUGUACUUCAUGAUGAUGGCCUCAAAUCAGCUAGCUGUAAUUUUCCUAUAAUUCUCACUAUGAGAAAAAUUUAACUAAGUGCAGUUGUCUUGGUUUAAUGAAGGUUUUUUACCAAAGAGUAUGAAACCAAUUGGCACAAAGUUAUAGGAAAAUUACCACAGAGACAUGUACACAACUUCAGUUGCUCUAAAAUGUUUGGAAAAGAGCUGCUUUUGCAUUAUGGAUUAUAUUAUAGAAGCAAUAACCUAGCCAGCUGCUACAUUAGGUACAACUGCCUUUUGCAAGGGCAGGAAAAGCGAUCUAAAAUGGCAUGAGCGUGUGUCUCCAUCCUGGGAUCUGUUGUCUAAAGUGCAUGGAGGUAUUUUUAGCAGUCUGUGACAUAUGAAUCAACUGUUGCCUAGUCUUCUUACAGCCCUGGAAAGCUUUCCAUCAACUGUAAUGAUAAAUCCAUUUUGAAAUGGUGUUUUGGACCUGAACAUUUUACUUUAGAUUGGAAGGCAUUAUGUGAUUUACAAGAUGAGAAUACAGCAGAAAAACCAGAUGAAGCUAUGGCUUUUUAUAUUCAACAGCCAAUAAAAAAUGCACAGCAUGCGAAGAUCAAAGCAACAAAAGUAACCUUCCUCUUCCAGAAAAAACUUAAGGGAAUUGAUUCUGUUUCCUUUUGAGCCCCUUGUGCAGAGACAAAAUGAACGUAACCACUAAAGGUCUUCACUUUUGAAGCAGGCGACUGAGAAAUUUAAGCCUCAUCAGAUAUAAAUGUGCUCCUCAUUCUGGUUUAAUUGGGCAGGGGGGAAAUUGUUUCAGGAUGGAAUAAUCAUCAAAAACAAAAGUUGCCACUCUGAAUAUAGACCUCAAAUAAUAACAAAGUUUUAUAAGAAUAUUAUUUGAAUCAAAGCACCAUGUGCAUAGCUUUAUAUGUGGAAUGUACUCUAAGAAUAGCUUUUGUCUAAUUAUUCAGCUUGAGAAUGACUUUUUAAAAACUAAUAAACCACUUCAAAGGUAGGUUAUGUUCUAGAGAAUAAACACAGAGCCCCUAGAAACUUUUUUUAAUAGGCUUAUGCAUAAACAAAAUAAGGUAUUUUCUUUUCAAGUUUAAAAUAUUCUAUACUAACAGAAUCAAAUACUAUUGUAUUCAAGCAGUCAAUCAAAGCCUUCAGAAAAUAGGACCAUGUGUCACCCCUAUGGAAAGUUGUAAUGCAUUUUGGAAAUUUUUUCCAAGGAGCUCUAAAUCUGUAGACGCGUCUGGAUGGGACAUCUAUUUUAAUUGGUCAACGGUUACUCUGAGUUAAGCAAACCACACAUUCAAACCCUGUUUAAACACAUUUCUUGAAUAUGUUCCUCUUCUCAAACGGUUUUUUGUGUUUUGUUUAGUUUAGUUUUGUUUUUUUGGCUGUGUUGGGUCUUCGUUGCUGCGUGUGGGCUUUCUCUAGUUGCGGCGAGUGGGGCCUACUCUUCGUUGCGGUGAGCGGGCUUCUUAUUGCAGUGGCUUCUCUUGUUGCGGAGCAUGGGCUCUGGGCGCAUGGGCUUCAGUAGUUGCAGCACGUGGGCUCAGAAGUUGUGGCCUGCAGGCACUAGAGUGUGUGGGCUCAGUAGCUGCGGCACACGGGCUUAGUUGCUCCACAGCAUGUGGGAUCGUCCUGGACCAGGGAUCAAACCCGUGUCCCCUGCAUUGGCAGUUGGAUUCUCAACCACUGUGCCACCAGGGAAGUCCUAUCAUUUUUUCUUGUCGGUAAAUAUUCAGUAAUGCCUCUCAAAGAAAAGUAGGUAUUAAUAUAUGAAUAUUAAUAGACCAAGACAGUUACAACUGUGCUUAUUUCAUUUUGACUUCCCAUUUCAUGACUGAGCUUUCAUGAAUCGCUUCAUUCUUUACACCCACCUGCCGCAUCCCAUCUGUCUCCCGAGGAGAGGGGAACUGCAGCAGGCCGCCAGAUCAGAAGUAUUAAACCUUCUAAACCAAACUUUUACUACUUUUCCACUCUAUUCACUCUUGCCUCUAAACCAUACACUUAAGCUGUGCUCUCCGUUUUUAAGUAGUUUCACUCUAGAGUAAUCUAAAUUGUAUAAUUUAAAUUUUGCUAUACCGUGUAGAGUGGAUUCCUAGUCAGUUAGAGACAUUGAACUUAUCUUUUUAUGGAGAAAGAGAGAGAAAGAAUAGAAAAUAUGCCCAGCAGCCUGCCGUUUUAUUCCUAAACUACACAAAACUAGUUUUAGAUGGGAUCUGCUCUAAAGGAUAGGGGAAGUUUUAUCAAAGCUAUUCCUAAAACCAUAUAAAGAACAAACAAAAAACCUUUCUUUUCAUAACUUUGGGGGAAAAAAUGGAAAUGAGCGUCCUCUCUUAUUAACAUUUCUAAUGCACUUAAGAGGAUGGAGUAUAUAUAUAUAUAUAUAAACAAUCAUAUAUAUGUGUAUAUAUGAUUGUUUGGCAUCGGUGGUAGAGAAGAAGGGUGAGAGGACGUCAACGAUACACAGUGCUCUCUAUCAAAGCCGUUCUAUAUCUUACACUGUAAAAACUCCUUUCUUGACCCUUUCCUCAGACCCUAUGUAACCAUAGUUAGCCCUUCCGUCAUUCUUUUCCUCAGUGGACUCUCAUGCCAGCUGGCAUCCUGUGUGGUUGAUUUCCAGGGGCCAUGUGUGUUUUUAGGUAGGAAGAACAUUUUUAAUGUAUCUGCUCUCCCUUUUAAAUGAUGUCUUUUCACAUUAGGACCAAAGAAGCCAUCAUCAUCCUGGAUUCCUUGGGAUUUUAAAUACAUUUCCCAUUUAUCUCCCCUGAAUUACUCUAUUUCUUAGACCAGCUCACGUUCACCUUUGUCACUUUUGCCUGAGUGUAAAUGCCAAGUGUGAGCAUCACUGUUCCAUUGGACACUCACCAUUUCCUGGAUUUAGUUUCCUAAAGGCAAGUGACCAAAUCUGGACUCAUCUUCCAGAUGUCCAGUGUUCCCAUUUUAACAUUAGCAUGCUUUAGGUGUAAUUGUUAGUCCUCUAAUUAAACCCUAAGGAUCUUAUUUAUUUUUAUAGACAGCAGUAGCACAGGCCCCUUCACUCUGUUAUUCUCGUGUCUGGAAUUACUAUUAGGGUAACAAGUUGGCAAUGAAGCCAAAAACCACAGUUACUUAACCUGGUAAACUACCCAUGGAUAUGCAUUAUUGAUGUGAUUGCGUCCAGAAACUGCCGUAAACUUCAACGAAGACGUUUUUGCACAGGACACCCAACUUUCUGAUUUUCACAUGUAUUUGGAAAUAUCCAUUGUCCAUGGGAACAUGGGGCCACUCGCUAAAUUCUCUAACUUCAAGGUCUAUAAAUAUUAUCUAGCAAUUCAAGAACUACUUGGACACCAUUUAUAAUGACAAAGAGGAAAAAAGCCUGUUAAUUACACUUUUUUCAUGAAUAAUUACUCUUCAGGAAGGUGUUAUCUCCUAAACACUGUAUAUUAGUGCUUAGCUGAAGGGAAUAUAUAAGCAGAUACCGAGAAUUUUUGAAUAUUAAAGCUCUCUUUGAAAACAUCACUUGCUGAAUUAGUAUAAGUUGGAAUUAGUCAGCUGGGGCUGCAAUAAACAUCUCCCUACUCUGAAUUCUCAUUUGGCCCCUUGGGGCACCUUUAAAACUCUAGGCCUUUGUGGAAUAUGGUGAAGCAGAAACUUUGCCCCUGGCUGACAUCCCCCGUGUGUCCUGAUAUUUGAAGAAUGGUUGACCAAGGUGUCUCAUAGUAGCUCAGCCACCUGAGGACCUUAGACCAGGGCUAACAUAAUUUAGUUCUACCACUAGGGUCACACCGUCUCAAUCUUAAUCAUAAUCAUUAUAGUAAUAUUCAUAAUCAUAGCUAACAGCUAUUCAGUACUUAAGUGCUUUUCAUGCAUUAAUUUAUUUAAUCUCCAUAGUCAAUCUAAGUUAGGUGUUGCUAUAUGCACCCCCAUUUCCCAUGUAUAAUAAAGGAAACUAAAGCAGGGUGUGCUUUAGUUAAAUUACCAGCUAAAGAGGCAUAGCUGGUAAUUAGGUGGGGAGGCAGAAUGAACCCAAGCAGCAAAUACCACUACCAAACACUCUUCUUCUUUUUUUAAAAAAAAUUUAUUUGUUUAUUUGUUUUUAUUUUUGGCUGUGCUGGGUCUUCGUUGCUGUGCGCGGGCUUUCUUUAGUUGUGGGGAGCAGGGGUUACUCUUCAUUGCAGCGCGCAGGCUUCUCAUUGUCGUGGCUUCUCUUGCCGUGGAGCCCGGGCUCUAGGCACUCAGGCUUCAGUAGUUGUGGCAUGUGGGCUCAGUAGUUGUGGUGCACAGGAUUAGUUGCUCCGCGGCAUGUGGGAUCUUCCCGGACCAGGGUUCGAACCCGUGUCCCCUGCACUGGCAGGCUGAUUCUUAACCACUGAACCACCAGGAAAGCCUCAAACACUCUUCUUAGAAUAGUAUAAACUUAACUACUUACUUUUGGUUUCUCUUACCUAUAUUCAGAACAACCAAAGGAAAGAAAUAUAUAUUGGCAGCUGAAAACUUUUUUGACAUUUCAAAUCAGCUUAUUUCUUUAUUCCUGUUGAGUUAAAUUGACAAAUUCAAAGAUUUGAUAAAAAAUUACACUUCCUCUCUCUCCUCCUUUUUUUGUUUUCCUAGUUGAUCACGAGACACAAAGUUUUCAAAAAGAGAAAAAAAGUCCUUGGAACAAAUUUAGUCUAACAGAAACACAAUGUCAUUUUGACAAGAAAGUCCAGACAGAUACAGCAGUGGGCAAGGUCACCGGGGAUAUAGUUCAAGAGGAAGGGAGUUCGGCCUGUUUUCCACACAUCAGCACUUGAUGGCCAUUGUAGAUACUCAUGACUCAGCAAGUCAGCCAAAGGGAAAGCUCCAUGACUACCGUUAGAAACUAAGCAAUUGAGCUCGUAUCUUUUUCCUGAGUUCCCAUCCCCAGUACUAGUUUAGUAGUUAGAUAACCCUAACCUAACUCAGGAAGACUGUAGAAAAGAAUAGAGGAGCAGCUUGACUUAAACCAACUGAAAACCACCAUGAAAAAGUCAAAUUAAAUAAGUGCUCAGCUAGAAGGCGGCAGACUUUUCCUAGGCCUGCGGACGCUCUACCUGAGGAAGGCCAACUCUGAGUCCAACAGAAGAGUACUGCCCUGCAUCAUUUAAUUCUCAGGAUUGCCUAGUCCCUCCCGUCUUGGUUUUUCACCAGGAUCUUAUUCUUCCAGGUGAAUUUCUUCAAAUCCACUUAAGCGAUCAUUUUUUCUCAUCUCUAAGCCUCUGCUCUAAGCCUCUUCUAUUGAAAUACUUUCUCUCUGGACAUUCAUUUCAUGUUAACUCACCAAGGAAUCUUUUUAGACUAGCCAAUUUUCAAAUCUUAUUUCUCAUGAGUGCUCUCAUCAAUGGAAAAAGGCAGAAUGAUCUCCUCCUGAUACGACAUGCAUCCCAUUCUUCUUCUCCUGCCAAUGAAUGCAGGCAUUCCUUCCCUUACUUUUUUUUUUCUUCAUUAAUUUAUUUGUUCAUUUGCUAUAUCCCUCUUUAUAUGCAUACAAAAUCUCUGUUGUCAUCGGAAUGUGUCUUAGGUCUUCCAAGAGUGUUGUUUAUUUCACUUUGCACAGUUUCUAGCAAAGCAUUGCAUGGAAAGAGUUCCUUUAAUAAAUGUUUUUGUGACGUUGUGUAAAGGUUCCCCUACUGUUUCUCUUAGUGUAUAAUGUGCAUAUUUCUGCCUAUGACUUUCAGGCAUCUAUAGGCCCAGUGGAUCUAAAGAGGAGGUUCCAGAGCAGGGCAACUGGGGGAAGUGAACCCAAGCCACAUGCCUUUUCUAUACUAACAGUCACACCUUAACCUAAAGGAUAGCUGUGGACACAGCAAUCUUGUAUUGAUACAUUUCUAAGGUGACAUAUUUGUUUAUGGAGUUUUCAGAGGAAAUGUUGAAAAAAUGCAUAAUUCUGGUCAAUAUAAGAGCCAUUUACUGAGCACCUACUGGGUAGCAGACACUGGAAAAAUACAUACAUUCACUUGACAUGAACAGUACGUUUCAUACAUUCCCCAGAAUAUGAAAGUUACAUAUUAUUCCACCCAUCAUUCUAUAAAUAAGAAAACUGAGGAUCAGAGAGGUUUAAUGACUAGCUCCAGAGCCAGCUUCCCACCAAGGUCUCUCUGGUUCCAAAGCUAAGACCACACUAGCCGCCUACAGGCCAGAUCUGGCCACAGAUACGUUUGGUUUGACCUACAAUGCAUUUUAUUUACUAUUUGGAUUAGUUGGCAACAUUUUAAAUUGGGACUCUUUGGUCAGUGUUAGGGAAUUUCUGUUACCCUGCGUCCUACCUGUCUGCCUGAAAACAUGCAGAAUCAAGGUCAGCCCCUUCAGAUGAGGCCAGAGAUCUCUCUUGUUCAUGCUCUCCACCUAGCCAUCAUCACUCAUUUACCUUGCGGGGCUGACUCCUAAGUGUCCCACUUUUCAACCCCUGCUCUGAAGAGUAUGUUCUUCCAUCCACCAAGCUUCCAAAGGAAAAGUGAUUUCUGAAUAUUUUCUUUGUCUGUAUUUGUGUUGUGCCAUCCCUGAGGUCAUCACGUUUUGGGUUUCCUUAUCCUCACUCGAAAUGCUGCUUGUCCUUUGGUCUUCUAUCCAGUGUGAUGGCCAAACAAUAUUUCAUCGUUUAAAGAAAUCUCUUUUGACCAACAAAAGAGAUGUUGGGAGAAAUCCAAUACCUUUCUUUGGCAUCCUUCUGUCUUAGCCACUGGGUACCCCUGGAAAUAACCGUCCUUCCCAUCCCCUUCAGCAGAGAUGAGUCAUUCUCUCAUGCCCUCAGAACCUUGGCAUCUAGGGACGAAAACUGGUUCACAUUGAUGUAUCCAGACUCUUAUUCGAUAACCUUCCUGCAAAAACUCCUGUUUUGAAGGGGUACCUACUCUUCCUCAACUCUGAAAAUUGCCUGUUUCCCAGAUUUCUCUGAGGAUUUCCCUAUCUGGCUCAUAAUACUCCUCUCCAUCCCCUUCCUGCAAUUAUCCUGGGUGACGUUAGCAUUCCCGAUGACUUUCCACCAGCUCUGUUUCUCAGUGCUCUAAACUCUCUUUCUCCCACUUCAACGCUUGGACAGCUGGAGAAAACAGAAACACUGCCAUGAAAAUCAAUAGCUACAACUUUUGUCCCCAAAGAGCAAAAAAAAUCCUGUGGUAACCUAUACAGUACUUCAUUUUAUCCAUUCAUUUCCUCAAAAUAUAUCCAAGGCUUAGAAAAAUGUUCUUCAGAAAUAUUUUGAAUUGAAAUGUACUUGGCACGCUAGAGUAAUUACCGAAUUAAAAUGACAAUAUUACUAGGGUGACUGUAAUUAUCCUUAGGAAAAAAUAAAUCCUGAUUUAGUUUAUCAGUUCUUCAAAAAAAUAAUGUACGGACCACCUGGACCAAAUUUUUGUUAGAAACAGAUUUCUGUAGCCCACCCAGGAUGCACUGAAUCAGAAUCUCUUGAAACCCACUUGGGAAUUUUUUUUUAACAAUCUGCUGGGAUGAGUCUUACAUACAGCAAAGUUUGAGCACCACUUAUAUGUGUGUGAUUUUUUUAAAAUCCUAGUCGAUUGUAAGCCUGCUCCUUUCAUUCCAUUGCUCUGUUGAAAGUUAAAAGCUCUCAACUGAGAGAUGGGUCAGCAGGUGUUGGUACCAAAGCCCGGCAUGGGAUUUUGACCAGUGCUGAAGCAGAAACUUGGCAUCUGAGGCUGCCAACUGCAAGAACUAGAGCUGGAAUGAAGUGAGUUAUGGGGACAGCGCUGGGCACUGCCCAGGCUUUUUGAAAGCUUUCAGGAUGAAAUGGGGAGAUGGAAACUUUCCCCUUUUGAAACACAAAAGACAAAUGUGUACUGAGGGCAAUUCUGGCAACUCAACUUCACACUAAAAACCAAGUGAAGACAGGAUGAGUUUCUCCAAUAAAAAAUAUAAAACCUUUCUCAAAUUGAACGAAGAUGAUUGAAAAUGGAAAAUAUUUGCUAUUUGGGUUAUUAGUUUGAAAGCAAGUGCCCCAGGAAAUAUUUUGCAAUUAACUUAAAUCAUAAGAAUGUACAUUUCUUGGGCUUCAUUAAAGAAUUUGUCUCUCCUUUCCUUUCUGUGAGGUUGAACCACAUAACAUUGUCAACAUCUGAGCGCUUCUGACAUACAAUCACAGCAUUUUUAAUGUUUCCACUAUGAGUUCCACUGCUCCCUACCAAAUUCUAGCUACACUAGCAUUCGCCUAGACUAUCAGAAAUCGCCUCUGGAAAACGCCCUACCCCUCACCACUCUUCCCUUUCCUUUUCUCUUUUUUCCUUUUUAAAUUUUUGAUUGCGGUUAACUACACAUAACCUAAAAUUUACCAUCUUAACCAUUCUUAAUUCAUUAUGCAACCAUCACCACCAUCCGUCUCCAGAAUUCUUUUCAUCCUCAAAACUGAAGUGUCACACCCAUUAUUAUUUAAAUAACUCCCUCUUCCCUUCCUCCAGCCCCGGUAACCGCAUUCUACUUUGCAUCUCUAUGAAUUUGACUACUCUAGGUACACCAUAUAAGUGGAAUCAUACAGUUUCUGAUCUCUUGUGACUAGUUUCUUUCACUCAGCAAAAUGUCCUCAAGGUUCACCCAUGCUGGGACAUGUCAGAAUUACCCUCCUUUUAAAACUGAAUAAUGUUCCCUUGUACAUAUAACUUCUCACUUUAAUCCACUCUGCACACUUCGAAAAUAAACUUCCUACAGCAUCAUUCUGCUCCCAGCUUCUCAUUGCCUGGCUUUAAGACCCUCAGCAAUCUAACUUUUAUCCAGUAUUACCUGAUAAUGGCAUCAGACCCAUUAUUAUCCAGCCAAAUUGAACUAUCACAUUCCCUGAAAAUAUCCUUGCUCUUCUCUCUAUUUUGUUCCUAUUAUUUGCACAGCCUGUAGUGUCCAUGUUUCUCUCUCUUAAAUGGCCUCCUCACAGGCCCCCUCCAACAUGAUGCUGCCUCCCAUCCCCCCAUUCUAACCCCAUCCCUCCCUCCCCACCCGCACCAUCCCUCACUCAGCUGCUUCACCCACUCUGCCUGGGGAAUCUCUUCCGUUCCCCUUGCUGUAACUCGACCCAUAGACUGAUGGCUCCCAAAUCCUUGUCUCUAGCCCACAUGUCUGUAGUGGAUCUUGACUCAGAUUUCCAACUUCCUGCUGGACCCCUUCACCUAGAUGGCCCAUGGGCACUCCCAGCUCCACAUGAUGGAAGCUGAACUCAUUACCUAACCCCCAAACCUGUUUUUUCCUUAUUUGAUGCCAUCACCAUUCAUCUCCUCUGUCUCCCAUGACAGGAGCCGAGGAUUCAAGCCAGACCUCUCCCUGUGCUGACCCCCCAUAGCCAGAGGCAAGCCCCCUAACUUCACCACCUACAUCUUCCUCAAGCUUCUCCUCUCCUCCCAUCCAUUCUGCUACUUUCCUAGUUCAAACCCUCACCCUGUCUGGCCUGCAACACUGCAAUACUUUCUAACCGUCCUCCCACCCUUGUGCUCAACGCCAUCCUCCAUACUGACAUAUUCACUCUCAGAUGUAAACCCAAGCCUGGCAUUUCUCCACUUAAAGCUCCUUAGUAGUGACAAUCAUCCAGUUUUGUCUCCUAACACACGUGCAGUGUCCUCCAUGAUCCUAAUUCUUCUCCAGCCACAUUUUCUGCCAGUUCCUACCUCCCUGCUUCCUCUCCAAUGACCUAGAAUGGCCGUGAUCCCCGGACCGUGGGUGCUUUCCUGCCCCCUGCCUUUGCUCAUCCCGUCCCCUCUGCUGGAGUAUCAUCUACCCUCCAUUCACCUUCCGAGGCCUCCUAAUCCCUAAUCUCAGCUCGGACAGGCAUCCCUUGCCUCUGCUUUGGCUCACAUGAGAUGCCCUGCUCCUGUGUUACUGGGAAGCAAAAUCCUAUGGUGGUUAAGAGCUGGGGCUUGUCAUACAUAAGAAUUGGGUUUGAAUCCCAUGUCUUCAACUUUCAAACUUUGGGACUUCUCCAAUUUAUUUAACUUCUCUGAGUGCUAGUUUUCUCAUAUCAAAAAUGAGGAUAGCAAUGCCUACCUUGUAAGGUUAUUGUGAGAAAUCAGUGGGAAACUUGUGUAAAGUGUUUAAUAAGUGCUCAAUGAAUUAUAACUACUGUUAUUAUCCCAUUAGACCCUUGUGUAUCUCUAUCUUUGCACUUAUAGAAUUCUAAUUAUUUCUGUAUGUGUCUGGCUCCCCCAGUACGCUGAAUUCCUGUAACCCCAGAGAAGGCACUCGCUAAAUAUUUGUUGAAGAAAUGAAUGCAGGAACGGAUCUUGCACACCUACCCCUAUGUUGGCAUUGCACUGCGUCCUUCCCUUAUGGCAUUAUGACUUGUAUUAUGACAAUAUGAAAAUGUGUCUUAACUUUUCUGUUAGAUUCUAAGUUACCUGAGGGCAGAAACCAUGUCUCACUCAAUAAAUGUACGUGGAAUUGAAUUUCA